AUGGCCGACGUACCUCCCCCAACGCAGUCAGCAUCGGUUUCUACACCGACGCUGCUGCCCCGCGUUGCCAUCCAGUUCUGCACUCAGUGUAAGUGGAUGCUUCGCGCAGCAUAUUUUGCCCAGGAGCUCCUUUCGACAUUUUCAACAUCCAUCGGUGAAGUCGCUCUCCAGCCUUCCACAGGCGGCACCUUCACAGUCACUCUGACUCACCUUCCCGCCGGCGCCGAAACGACCUCAACCACGAUCCUCUGGGACCGCAAGACCGAGGGAGGCUUCCCCGAGACCAAGGAGCUGAAGCGCCGUCUCCGCGACGUCAUUCAGCCCGAUAGGGACCUCGGCCACGUCGACCGCAAGCACGCGAAGCCCACUCCCGACACAACAAAGCCUAGCACCCAAGCCUCUCUAGCUUCGGACGCAAUAGCAGAGGCACCGACAAUGGCUCCCUCAUCCGCCUCCGACGUCGUCUCCCAGCUGAAGAAGCACCCCGCCAACGCCAACAAGACACCUACCGGUGAGGACUCUCCGAACACUACCACCACCACAUCCGCUGCCGAACAGGAGCAGAGCACCCUUAGCGAGGCGGCCCGUGGCGCCAUCGGCGCCGCACGCGCCAACACGGGUCAGAAGACCAAGACCGAGAUCUCGUCCGCCGGCAUACUGCCGAGGCAGCAUUUUGACGACCUGCCGGCCGAUGCUAACAAGGAGAAAUGCGAGGACUGUGCCUGA
Molecule: messenger RNA, 726 nt
Organism: Colletotrichum higginsianum IMI 349063
Lineage: Eukaryota; Fungi; Ascomycota; Sordariomycetes; Glomerellales; Glomerellaceae
Product: SelT/selW/selH selenoprotein domain-containing protein
Exons: 2
Coding region: 1-726 (241 amino acids)
Source: RefSeq, a predicted model, not a curated record